Dinoponera quadriceps is the source of this 2813-nucleotide messenger RNA. RefSeq names its product RNA-binding protein 4.1-like. The record is from RefSeq and is a predicted model, not a curated record. The transcript has 9 exons. The coding region runs from base 141 to 1337 and encodes 398 amino acids. Lineage: Eukaryota; Metazoa; Arthropoda; Insecta; Hymenoptera; Formicidae. Gene Ontology annotation, cellular component: cytosol. Gene Ontology annotation, molecular function: mRNA binding.
AUGCGCGGGGAAGGAGUCACGCCUGAUGGUUGGUAGCGCAGUUUCCGCUUGGCGAAGGGGAAAGAGCAGCAGCAGCGUCUUGACUCGUGCACACGAGCCAUUUUUUUUAACUUCCUUUCUAUCUUUUUUCUGCAUUAUCGAUGGACACGUCCGUCGGUUACCACGCUACCUCGGAGACGUCGGCGGCUGGAACGAUGGUUUCGACCAACCAGCCGAGAAAGACAAAGAUAUUCGUGGGUCGGUUGCCAGAAAAUUGUCGCAACGACGAGUUGCGACAAUUGUUCUUGCGUUUCGGCGAGGUGACGGAGUGCGAUGUCAUGAAUCGAUACGGUUUCGUCCAUAUGGCACGGGAGGAGGAUGCAGCGGCGGCGAUUAAAGCGUUACACAACUCCAACUUCAAAGGUGCGACGAUCAACGUGGAACAGUCAACCGGCAAGUCACGCGGAGGUGGAGGAGGACGCCGAGACGGAGACAGAAGAGGUGGACCAAUGAGAGGUGGUAGGGGGGGACGAGACGGUGGUAGAGACGCUCGUCCUGGACCAUACAAUGAUAGAAGAGUUCUUCCGAUCCAACUCGUUGGUUACGAUGGAUCUGCUGCAGGUGGCGUCGCAACCGGGUACACUGAUUACAACCGUGGAGCUGGCGACUUUAGCGGCCGUGGGGCGGACUUCAGCACCGGCUACGCCGACCGUGGGGCAUACGGCCAGAACGUGGGUGGCGCGGCGAUGGGUUACACCUCAACAGCACCCGGGAUGGGAGGUGGAUACGGACCAGCAACCGGCGCUGUGGGAGGAUAUGGGCCGACUGGUGCGGCGGACUACGGACGUACAGCUGACUAUGGUCGCGCAGACUUUGGCGCUAGAACAGACUAUGGUAAUUGCGAUGUAGUUGGUGGUGGCAUGGCUGGAGAUUUCAAUCGGGGUGCACCCGGUCCGGUAGAUUACGGACGUACUGAUAAUUUUGGUGCCAGUCGCACAGUUGAUUACACAGCUCGGAAUGAUUAUGACCGAAGUGCGACUGGACCGAUGAGAAACGGUGGUGGUGCGGUAGCCACUACUGGGUAUGGAACUGGGUACACUGAUGUGGGAUAUGAUGAAAGCCACUGGCCAAUGAGUACUGGACCCAGCUAUAGCACUGGGGCACCCAGUUACAGUACUGGUCCAGGACCACAAGCAGACAUGUUUAAUAGAAGACCUGGCAGUGCCGUCCCUAGUGGUGGCUACCCACCGGUAGCUGGCGGUUAUGCCGAGGGAUAUGACAGACCAGAUGCAUAUGGUCCUCCACGUGGCGGCGGACGCUUCCCAGGUCCGGCAGACGCGAUGCCACCGAGGUACUAAAAGCUUGUACUAAAAGCGAACGCUAGCGCAUGCGAAAGGGAACCAUUUAAAAAAAAAAAACAAACACACAAAAUGAAAGAAAAAAAAAAGACUUUUUAGUGCUGUCAUUUCGCUUACGGAUUCGAUUACACCUAGGAACUGCCCUCUGCGUCCGACAUAUAGAGUCCGUAUUAAUAAUAAUAAUGAGAAUACAUAUACAUAUAUGACACACAUAUAUAUAUAUAUAUAUAUAUAUAUAUAUACAUAUAUACAUACAUAUAUAUAUAUAUUGUUUAAUCGUAUUUCGUAAGAGAUAUGGUAAGAGAAAAAAAAAUACGAGAUAUCAGUGGGAAUAAUAUAAAUAAUGAAUCGUCGAUUCAGUCACUAGGUCUGUAUCGAGAGAUACGCUCUAUGGGUUUACAAAAAUUUAUACAUAUAAAUUGUAAUCAACGAUAUAAAUUCAUUGUAUCAGCCCAUCGUGUGUGUGUAUGCAGAGAAGCAGCAAUUUUUUCGGCAUUAUUACAGUUACUUUUUCGUGCAACUUACGUUCAUAAGUUUCCGUUUUUUUUUUUGUUUAUUCUUUCUUUUUUAUUUCUCCUUCUCUAUGACUAAGUAAAAAUCCUAACGUUCUGAUUUCUCUCCAACGGUGGGUGUGUGGGUAUAUUCUUUUUAAUUAUAAUUCGUAAUUCUCUUAAAGCCCAUGCUCUGUAAGAUAGAAGAUUUUGUUCUACUCUGUUAGCGUUAAUUCCACUUGGACUUAGACUAUUACAAGAACGCUGUGUAAUCCCAUUUUUUUUUUUUUUACGUAUAAGAACUUUUCGCAUAAGAGAAAUGUUUUAAAUGUUCAUUAAUAAAGCAACAGAGAAACGUACAUAACGGCAGUUGUCGAUGUAUCUUUAUUCAGAGCAAAUAAAGCACAAGCGUGUGUCCUAAUCUUUGCAAGGUUUCUGAUAAUAUGAUGUAAUUCAUUUCGUCUUUUUCCAGUCACUUGGUACGUGUGUAGUACAAUAUCAAUAGAGUUUAACUAUUCAUCAACUCCGCAAAAGUGUAAUUACAAAUUACAGAAGGAAAAAAAAACGUUGCUCCAUCCAUCGGUAUUAUCUUGCUCUAACGCGACACACGAGCCAAAAGUGUUCGCCACUUUGCUUCAAAAACGUUUGCAUUCAUCUCUCUCUUUUUCUUACCUCCCUCAUCGUUAUGCGAUGAUUUCAAUUAUUUACACGAAAAACAUCAAAAGUACAAAGUUCUCUACCUUGACAUCAUAGCGAACGCUAAUUCAGUUUCUUCGUAGAAGAGAGGUCGAGCUUUAGCAGCGACAUCAGGUAGAACGUAGAGUCGCCCAUCCAAUUAUCAAUUCGCGCACAUUCAUAGGAGAGCGAACAGAAGAGAGCAAUUAGUUGCUAAUCAGCGUGCGCGCCAAUCAUGCCACUUAAUGUGAAUUCUUAAUUCGACGACGUUGUGCAUUGUGAUCUUGAUCUUGAUAUAUAUAUAUAUAUA